CUCAUCAAUCCCUUCACAUAAGCCACAACAGAAAAGUUCACCUCUCUCUCUCUCAAACAAGAAAAAGAGGAAGAGCACGCAGUAGCUCAAUUCCUCCUCUCAACUUUACAUCUCUGUAUUUACAAAGUUGUUGCUAGCUGUAGCUAGUAGCUAGCCACUGCUAUAUAUAUUUUCUAAUCCUUUCUGACCACUGGUCCUUUAUUACUCCUUGCUGCUUGUAUAUCUUCUUCCUGCUUCCUUCAACCUCAUCUCCCUCUUCUUGCUCUUCUUCAAUCAAUUGGUGGCAUAUCUCGCAAGGUGACCGCCGGAAGGAAUGUCGGCCCAGAUUGCUCUGGCGUCGGAGCAUGUGUGCUACGUGCACUGCAACUUCUGCAACACAAUUCUCGCGGUCAGUGUCCCGAGCAACAGCAUGCUGAACGUCGUGACAGUCCGAUGUGGCCACUGCACUAGCCUGCUGUCAGUGAACUUGAGAGGACUGAUCCAGUCACUUCCUGCCCAAAAUCACUUACAGGAGAAUUUCAAGGCCCACAAUAUCAGUUUUACUGAAAACUGCCCUGAGUAUGCACCAUCAUCUUCGAAAUAUCGGAUGCCAAUGAUGUUCUCAACAAAAAGUGAUCAGGAUCAUUUGCUCCAUGUGCGCGCAGCUCCCGAGAAGAGGCAACGCGUUCCUUCAGCUUACAACAGAUUUAUUAAGGAAGAGAUACGGAGGAUUAAAGCAGGCAACCCUGACAUAAGCCAUAGAGAAGCCUUCAGCACCGCAGCAAAGAAUUGGGCGCAUUUUCCGAACAUUCAUUUUGGGCUGGGACCCCAUGAGAGCAGCAAGAAGCUCGACGAGGCCAUUGUUGUGCCAGGUCGUACUCAGAAAGUCCAAGAUCUCUACUGAUGCCUACCUACAUCAAUCCUUGAUUUCGAGUGUAAGUAAUUUGAGAAAAAUCUACCUUAAUUCUGAAUCGGUUUGUGAGUGCGUACAUAUCUAUAUUGAUGAGUGAUACCAUUAAGUGAGAAAUUACGACAUGUAUGUACGGAAAUGUGCUAGCUACCAUGAAAGACUGAAGAAACACCUUAUCAUCAUGUUGCUAUUUAAUUGUUUGAAAUAAAUUGUCCC
Messenger RNA from Phragmites australis (common reed), 1105 nucleotides. RefSeq names its product protein YABBY 2-like. Gene Ontology annotation, cellular component: nucleus. The transcript has 6 exons. Bases 314 to 883 code for a protein of 189 amino acids. The record is from RefSeq and is a predicted model, not a curated record. Lineage: Eukaryota; Viridiplantae; Streptophyta; Magnoliopsida; Poales; Poaceae. Gene Ontology annotation, biological process: multicellular organism development; cell fate commitment.